This is a messenger RNA of Scophthalmus maximus (turbot), 5938 nucleotides long. Its product is annotated as complement C3. Gene Ontology annotation, cellular component: extracellular region. The coding region runs from base 70 to 5412 and encodes 1780 amino acids. Gene Ontology annotation, molecular function: protein binding; endopeptidase inhibitor activity. The record is from RefSeq and is a predicted model, not a curated record. The transcript is spliced from 43 exons. NCBI's taxonomy places the organism in Eukaryota, Metazoa, Chordata, Actinopteri, Pleuronectiformes, Scophthalmidae.
UCUCUACUUUAGUCGCUGACCGUGUCUCCGGCGGCCACAGUCCACUGAAACGUUCCCGGUCAGUACAACAUGGGUCAGUGGACACGAGGCCACGUUUUAUUCCUCCUGCUUCUCUGCAGAACCAGUGGACAGUGGCUCGAGCAUGUGAGAAGUUCCCACUGGCCUAGGAGGCCUGCCCUCCCCAGAUUUACACCGGCUGACACGUACUUGGAUCUCAUCAAACUAAAUCCAAAUGUCAAGGACUCGGUUAGUUCUACACCAAGGUUCACCAUGGUGGCUCCGGACCUGCUGAGGACGGACAGCCAGGAGAACAUCUACCUGCAGGCCGACGGUGUGACCGGCGCCGUCACCGUCUCCAUCUCCGUCCAGGACUUCACCAAGACCGCCACGCUUCUCCAGGACUCGGCCACACUCGACCCGGGAAAUGACUUCCACACUCUCAAGGCCCUACAGCUUCCCUCGGCUCAUUUAAAUCGCGAGGAGAAAAAGAACAAGUUCGUGUACCUGAAGGUGAACUUCGGCGACCUCCACACCGAGGAGCGGAUCCUGAUGGUGUCCUUUCACUCCGGGUACAUCUUCAUCCAGUCAGACAAACCCAUCUACAACCCCGGAGACACCGUCCGGCUCAGGGCCUUUGUGUCGUCUCCUUCCUUUAAGGCCUCUGACAGCUCCAUCACCAUGGAUAUCAAGAAUCCAGACGGUGUGGUGGUUAAACAGAUGCUCAGGUCUCAAGCCCCUAAUGGCAUCUUUGCUUACACGUUUCCUCUCUCAGAAAUUGUCAGUGAAGGAAUAUGGACGGUGACUGUAAAGUUUGACGACUGGCAGCAGAACACAUUCUCCUCCCAGUUCGAGGUGAAGAAAUACGUGCUGCCUGCCUUCAACGUUACUUUGACUCCCAGGAAGACCUUCCUCAACCUGGACGACAGUGAACUGGUGGUGGAGGUCUCGGCCAGGUACCUGUACGGGGAACCGGUCCAGGGCACGGCCUAUGUGGUGUUUGGAGUGCGGAUCGACAAUGAGAUGAGACGGUUGCCUUCUGUGAAGCAGCUGUCAGAUCUGGACGGAGGAGUCGUCCGGCUCAGCGUGGAUGAGAUCAAGAGGGCUCAUCCCAACAUUAGGUCUUUGGUGGGCAGCUCUGUGUAUGUCAAGGCCUCUGUGCUCACCAGGUCAGGCAGUGACCUAGUUGAAGCCGAAAGAACCGGGAUCAAAAUAGUGGCGUCUCCGUACGUCAUGUCCUUCAGAGACGCACCAAAGUACUUCAAGCCGGGCCUGCCCUAUGACUUCACAAUCCAGGUGAGCCACCAUGACGGUUCCCCGGCCCAGAACGUGCCGGUCAGGCUGAACUGGCCGGAAACGCCACUGCUCAUCGUGUCCGGCGCCGCCAGAGCCACCGUCAACAUGCUCCAUCAUCCACACCCUCAACACAUCGCUGCUGUGACCAUGCAGGCCGACCUGAGACCAGAUCAACAGGCCAGAAACCACAUCACCGUUUCGGCGUACAGGGCCUUCCACCGGCGCCAGCAAAACUACCUGUACAUCUCCACGGAAAGCAACGCGGUGUCUGUUGGGGACAGACUGUCGCUGAAGCUGACCAUCACUGCUGCUGAGCAGACGCACAGGGACCUCGUCAAACACGUCACCUACCUGGUGCUCAACAAGGGCAAGAUCAUCAUGGCCAAGCGAGUGGAUGUGGCCGGUCAGUCGCUGACCAGCGUCGGGCUGGCGGUCACACCGGAGAUGAUGCCUUCGUUCCGUUUCGUGGCUUUCUACAGCAUCCCCUGGGUAUGGCGGGAAGAGGUGGUGUCGGACUCCAUCUGGGUGGACGUGGCAGACUCCUGUGUCGGAGGGCUGAAAGUCGGACCAGCCGACGGUGUACUCCGAGACUACACGCCUGGGAAGAGCUUUCGUUUUCAGGUCAGGGGCGACCCGGGGGCGAAGGUCAGCCUGGUGGCUGUGGACAACGCUUUGUAUCUGCUCAACAAGGACAGGCUAACACAGAGGAAGAUGUGGGGCGUGGUGGAGCACGGAGACAUUGGCUGCACCCGCGGGGGAGGCAGAGACGCCACGGGGGUGUUCAGCGACGCCGGACUUCUCUUCUCCUCUAGUGCUGGGGUCAAAACCCCAAGUAGACAAGUCCUGCGGUGUGCAGGCAGUUCCAGGAGGAGGCGCUCUGCUGAACUGUUGCAGCGUAAAGCUCAGCUGCAGAGUCACUACAAGGAGAAGCUGCAGCGCCGCUGCUGUGGGGAUGGCCUCAGGAAUAUCCCCAUGCCGUACUCCUGUACACGGCGCUCCCUCUACAUCACCGAGGGCUGGGAGUGCAUCCGGGCUUUCCGCUACUGCUGCGCCAUGUACAGGGACCAGGAGUUUGACACCGACAUUCCCACCACCCCGCCACCUACGACGACGACUGCCCCCAUGACCACCGCGCGACCCAGGCUCUCUUACAAUCCCUUUACUGAUUUCAGUCCGCGAAGGUCGACACCCCAUCUCAGGCAAAACAUUGAUAUGGGAAAUAGACGUACGCUACAUUCGGCGUCUGCACGAGUUGUACAACCAGUUGUACCUGAAACACCACAAUUUACCAGCACAAAUGUAAAAAAAAUUGCGGAAGAAGAAGUGGAGGAGUUGCUGGAGGAGGAGGAGGAAGAAGAGUGGGAGUACCUGGAUGAGACUCAGGUGUAUCUGCGUUCCAAGUUCUAUGAGUCGUGGCUGUGGACUGAUGUGGACCUGCCCGUCAAAGCAGAUACAGACGGCCUGGCGACUACGAACGUCCCGUUAACUGACAGCAUCCCGUUACCUGACAGCAUCACAGAGUGGGGAAUUCUGGCCAUCAGUGCAUCGCCUCAUACAGGUUUCUGUGUGGCCCAGCCGUACAACUUCAGGGCGUGGAAGCGUUUCUUUGUGGACCUGAAGCUGCCAUAUUCGGUGGCGAGGAACGAACAGGUCGAGAUCAAAGCUGUGAUCCAUAACUACGGCUACGACGACCUGCACGUGAGGGUGGUGCUGAUGCAGACGGAGGGCAUGUGCAGCAUCGCGUUCAAGGACAGACACACGCAGGAGGUGACGCUGCCAGCCGGCUCUUCCAAGGCGGUGCCUUACACCAUCGUGCCCCUGGUGGUGGGGAAACUCCCUCUGGAGGUGAUGGUCGUUGGCAGAGACAUGAUGGGUGGAGACCGCAUCCAGAAGUUUCUACGGGUGGUGCUGGACGGAGUUCAAAAGACAGAAGUGAGAAGUGCAGUGUUGAAUCCGUCUGCUGAAGGAGGAACACAGACAGUUCGUUUCAGCAAGAUCGUACUGGAGUCAGUCGUGCCAAACUCCGUUCCGGAGACGUUCAUCAACAUCAGAGGCAACGUGCUGGCAGACAGCAUUGAUAACUCCAUCAGCGAGGACUCUCUGGCGUCCCUCAUCCAGAUGCCCGGCGGCUGUGUGGAGCAGAACUUGGCCAGAAUCACUCUGCCGCUCAUCGCCACACUUUACCUGGAGCGAACCAACGACUGGGAGAGCGUGGGGGUGCAGCGCAAGGCUGAUGCGAUCCGAUACAUCAGGAGAGGCUAUGAGAACCAGCUGGCGUACAGAAAGCCUGAUGGCUCUUACCCCCCCUACAGGCGCGAAGGCGCAAGCACAUGGAUCACCGCAUACGUGGUGAAGGUGUUCUCCAUGGCUCACUCCAUCAUCGGCGUGGACGAGCAGCAAGUGUGCGACCCUUUGCUCUACCUUGUGAAGCACAAACACGGGACUUCUGUAGGAAAAUUCGUCGAGGACAACCCAGUUUACAGCACGACGAUGACCGGCGGUCUCAGGGGCGACGACCCUGAAACGACCCUGACAGCCUUCGUCCUCAUCGCACUCGCUGAGGCCAAGCAGGCGGGAAUCCGCUGCACCCACGCAGAUGUUAAUGUGGAGCUGAUCAUUAACAGGACAGCCGACUACCUGAGGAGGUCGCUGGUGAGGCUGGGGAGGAGACCGUACACAGUGGCUAUCGCCUCCUACGCUCUGGCUCUCCUGGGGAAGGAUCGUUUCAACCCAACACAAACAUUACUCAGAGCAUCAGCGGCAGGCGGCAGCCACUGGCCCGACGGACACAACACGUUGUUCACCCUGGAGGCGACCGGCUACGCCCUGCUGGCUCUGGUGAAGCUAGGAGAGAUGGAGCGAGCAGCGAUCGCCUUCAAAUGGCUGAACAGCCAGCGAAGGAGAGGUGGCGGCUUCGGCUCCACUCAGUCCACCAUGGUGGUGCUCCAGGCGCUGUCAGAGUACCAGAUCAACAAACCCCCCUCCGGUGACCUCAGUCUGGACGUGGACAUGAGGAUCGCGGGACGCAAGGAAAUCCGUUACCACUUCAACCCCACUACGGCCUAUGUUGCUCGCUCCUCCAGGUUGCCCGCUAAUAUGGCUUUGGAGGUGGAGGCUCGAGGGAACGGACAGGGAAUACUGGAGGUUGUGACCUAUUACAACCAAGUGCAUGAGGUGGAUGAGAAAAUGCCGUGCAAACACUUUGAGCUCAACGUCACCAUCGAAGAAUCCAGCGAAAAGCCUCCAGCAGAUGUAGAAAAAUCCUACCAGAUCACCAUCAAAGUGAGGGCGUUAGGACCCAGCGAUGUUAGGAUGGUGGUUCUGGACAUCAGUCUGCCCACUGGCUUCACCCCAGAAAACUCAGAUCUGGAGAUGUUGUCCAACUCGGUGGACCGUUACAUCAGUAACUUCCAGAUAGUGGAUAACCUGAGCGACAGAGGUUCUCUGAUCAUCCACCUCUUCAAGGUGUCACACAAAGAGCCAGAGGUGCUGAUCUUCCGGCUGCAGCAGAGCUUCAAAGUCGGCCUCCUCCAGCCGUCCUCCGUCACUGUGUACGAGUAUUACAACCCAGAUCACCGCUGCAGUCGCACCUACACUCCCAGCGAGGACAAAGAGGAGAUCGCCCAGAUCUGCAGAGACGACGUCUGCCGCUGUGCACAGGGUGACUGUUGCAUCUCUAAAGUCGACGGCGAAAAUUUCCUCAACAAAGACAGGGAGACAUUCGCCUGCAAGAGCUUACACCAUGUUUUCCAGGUGAAGGUGCUGAGUGUCAGCCAGAGUUACUACGACAAAUACGAGAUGGAGAUCACGCAAAUGAUCAAGCUCGGUGUGGAGGCUGGAGUUGAGGUCGGCCAAAAGAGGUUGUUCAUGUCUCACGGAGGAUGCAGACAGGGGCUCGACCUGAAGCAGGGCCAUCAGUACCUCAUCAUCGGCCCCAAAGAGGAUCAGUGGAACAUUGACAGUCACACAAACAGAUACGUCUACAUGUUGGGGAAGGACACCUGGGUGGAGCGCUGGCCUUCGUCCGCAGAGUGCUCCAGCGGUCCAAGCCUGCAAGCUAAAUGCAAGAGCCUUCAGGAUGCUGCAUAUGACCUGUCUGUCAACGGCUGCAGGCUGUAGACAUGCGCAGGGUACGAUUUGCUGAGGGGGAUCCAUGGGACAUGUACCACCCACUGUCAGCACUCGCCUUCAUGAGACAAUAGAUGAUUUACCUUUUGAUCCUGGUUCCAUCGGCCUUGAUCACUUUUAGCUCCCUUGGUAGAGUGCCCGUCUCCCAUGUGGAGUCUGAAGCGUCCCGUGACACAUGAUAAGAGUCAACCCCCGCUUUUUUCACAAAUCGCAGCCUGGACUGUGAGAUCAUGUCCUGCAUGGAGUAAAUACAAACCUUGAUUCAUAAUAUCACUUUGUUGUUUGUUUGAAAUGUUAAAACAUAUGAUUUCACCUGCAAAAUAUUACAUUGUCAUGGUUGAUGUGUUGUGUUAAAACAAUAAUUCAGAAGUCGUGCUUUUUUCUCCCCUGAGUUUGAUUUAGUAAAUUAAAUAGUUUCCUGAGUUAUGGGUUGAAUGUGUGUUUGUAUUAAUGACGCAACAAAGUCAUAUUUAAUCAGUAGUUUUUCUGCUAAAAUAAACAAAUAGCUUGAUAUGAA